AUGCGGCUCCAGAAUGUCUCGCAGAAGACGUUGAAGACCGUUGCCGCGCGCCCCGCGCUUGCAUCCCACACGCCAUCCCCAUUGCAUCCGUGUCGGCCACUUCUCGCAUCAUCACAACGUCUGCUCCUCCGUUCCACGGCACAAUGCGCCGUUCGCUACCAGUCCUCGUACCCAGAGCGGAUAGCCAUUCUCGGCGGUGGCAUAGCGGGGUUGACGAGCGCCCACUUCAUCGCGAAGGAGUUCCCACAGACUAAAGUGGUGGUGUUUGAGGCGGGGAAGGACACGGGUGGCUGGAUCAAGAGUCGACGAGUCGACGUUGUGGAUUCAGAGGGAAAGAAUGGGAAUGUGCUGUUCGAAUUGGGCCCGAGGACAUUGAGAAACGCAACUGUCACUGCAGGACUGGUACAAGAACUCGGUCUCGUUGACGACAUCACAUACACGAGGCGCAGCGAACCCGGCGCAAAGAACCGCUUCAUUUACUAUCCUGACCAGCUCAACCGCCUUCCCUCUCCACCACCCACCUUCGCAGACUUCUUUACAUUAUGGCGGACUGGCAUACUGAAGGGUAUAUUGGGUGCGAUCACAGAACCAUUGAGGCCAAAGCGGCCGGACUCCCUGACGGAUGAGACAAUUGGCUCGUGGCUCGCACGAAGGGUGGAUAAGAGGAUAGCGGACAAUCUUGUCUCAGCGGUAUUCCACGGCAUAUAUGCCGGCGAUAUCAAUCAGCUGAGCGCUAAGACGUUGUUUAAUACGGGUUGGGAAUUGGAGGCGCGAUACGGCAGUGCUAUUGGAGGCUGGUUCCGCAUGCAAAAUGAACACGGACAAUCGCAGCCGGUCACACUCGUCCACCCACAUGAUCGGGAAGUAGCGAAAGCUAUGAACGAGGAGAUUGAUCUGGAACUCGACUUUGCGAAGAACCUGAAGGAUUCCGCUAUGUUUUCCUUCAGAAACGGAUUGCAGCAGAUGGUUCGAGCAUUAGUGGAUGCUGUGGAGGCGAAAGGUAACAUUGAGAUCAGAACAGAGUCGCCCAUUCAUACUUUCAAGCCUCUCAAUGAGAACGGGAAGUUGGGUGUCGAGGUUGUCUCUGGGACUGAAGGCUCAACAUCAACUGAAUCAUUCGAUCUCGCCAUCUCCACCCUCAAGAACGACGAGAUUACCCCCUUCGCCACAGUCAUGACAGUAAACCUCUACUUCCCCAAUCCAAACCUUCUCCCUUAUGAAGGUUUCGGCUACCUCAUCCCACAAGGAAUUCCAUUCGAGCAAAACCCCGAGCGCGCUCUUGGCGUAAUCUGGGACUCCUCUGCUGUUAAAGGUCAAGACACAGCUAGCGGCACAAAACUCACAGUCAUGAUGGGCGGCCACUGGUGGGACGGCUGGAAGGGGUUUCCCACGGAGGAAGAAGGUCUAGAAAUGGCGAGGAGCGUUAUCAAGCGACACCUUAACAUUACCGACGAGCCCACCGCCCACAUCGCAAACCUCUCCCGCGACUGCAUUCCUCAAUACACACUCGGCUACGAUGAACGCCUCAAGCAAUUCGCGCAAGGCAUGUCCAACGAGUUCAAGGGCCGGUUACGCGUUGUAGGCGCGCAAUUCAAUGGCGUUAGCGUGAACGAUAUCAUCGCCGCGUCUUGGCAGGUGGCGAGGAGUUUGAGGGGAGAGGGCUGGAAGGGACGUAGCUGUGGUCUGGAUAGGAUUAUGGAUGAGAGGGAGUGGGUGAUCGUGCCUGCUAAAGAGAUGGCGUAUGUUAAGAAAGAGGUACGUGUUGGAGACUCUGGCAUGGGUCGCAGAGGAGACGGUGGGGUGUAA
Messenger RNA from Alternaria ethzedia, 1806 nucleotides. RefSeq lists its product as uncharacterized. The coding region runs from base 1 to 1806 and encodes 601 amino acids. Gene Ontology annotation, biological process: heme biosynthetic process. The transcript has 3 exons. The record is from RefSeq and is a predicted model, not a curated record. Gene Ontology annotation, cellular component: mitochondrial inner membrane. Gene Ontology annotation, molecular function: protoporphyrinogen oxidase activity, oxygen as acceptor. NCBI's taxonomy places the organism in Eukaryota, Fungi, Ascomycota, Dothideomycetes, Pleosporales, Pleosporaceae.